Molecule: messenger RNA, 1596 nt
Organism: Anopheles coustani
Lineage: Eukaryota; Metazoa; Arthropoda; Insecta; Diptera; Culicidae
Exons: 7
Coding region: 1-1596 (531 amino acids)
Molecular function (GO): protein binding
Source: RefSeq, a predicted model, not a curated record
AUGAAAUACGAAAUCAGCUACCAUAGUGACUCCGAGACGAUGGGAAGUCGAGCGCAGUCUGUCAUCUGCGACAAGGUCCUUGCUGGGUUACCCCAGCUUCUCGACGACCUACAGAAGCUCUCCGAAGAUCAGGAUACGUCGGACGUGGCAUUUGUGUUGGGAUCUGGCGAAGAACGUGUCUACGCACACCGCAUCAUUCUAAUGGCUCGGUGUAAAUCUUUUCAAAACACAAAACGGGGCGAAAUUUGCCGCAUUCCUGGCUGUACGGUUUCCACCUCCGCUCCGGGGACACCAACACCCAUCCGCUUGCCUCACAUCGAACCGGACAUCUUCCGGCAAUUUAUUUUGUAUGUUUACACGGCGAAGAUUAUGCUUCAGGACUCGAAAGUAUUCGAAAUGAUGACACUGGCGCAGGAUAUGGGCGUCGAAGAGCUGAAGAUUGCUUGCGAGGACCACGUCAGCAAAACCAUGUCGGUCGCUAAUGCGUGCACAUUUUUAACGGCUGUUAUGGAAAUACAAGAAAAGGCAUCAGGUGCCAAGUGUGCAGCCCCGUUUCUGGAGAAAUGCAUCACAUACAUAGCAGAAAAUGCUUCCGAAUGCGUGAAAACCAACGCUUUCUUGAAUCUGACGAAGGAAGGGCUCAUUCAAGUAAUUUCAUACGACAAUCUGGGACUAGAAGAAGAAGAUGUUUGGCGUUGCGUUCUGGCAUGGGCAAAAAACCAAGCAGGAGUAACUCAACCGACCGCGCACUGGACGGAGGAAGAAAGGCAACGGGUAUGCCAGUACCUGGCACCAGUUAUUUCACACGUUCGACUGUUCCUGAUUGAUAGCCAAGUGUUUGCUGAAGAAGUUGAACCAACCGGAGCCGUUCCAAUUGAACUUUCCCUUGAAAGAUAUCGCCGGGCCGCGCUGCACUCAAAUAAGAUCCCUACAGUGACAGCAACUGCGGUGCCUGUGCCGUCGGGUCCAUUGACUGAAAAUGAUAAACGUUUGCAACCACGGUUGAUGUUGAAUCUGUUCCACGGCUCAGCGAUACUGAAGAAUGAUAAAAUUCAUUUCCAAGGCACCCUAAAUGGCUGGUAUGGAGCUUCAAAACAAACGUGGCGCAUGGUGUACCGGGCAUCAACGAACGGAUUCGCUGCAUCUGCUUUCCAUCGACAUUGUGAUGGUGUUGCGCCAUUAUAUAUCAUCGCAUUGGGUUCCAAUGGAGCUAUAAGCGGCGGUUUCACAGAUGUUGCGUUUGCAAAAACCAACCGGAAGGGAGGAUACCUUCACUCGGAAAAGGCCUUCCUGUUCGCGCUCAAUUCUAGCAACGAGUCGCCAGCAAAGUUCGAUAUCGUAAAGAAACCAUAUGCAAUCUGCUAUCACCCAGACUGCGGACCCAUCUUCGGAGCAGGCGCUGAUCUUUUAAUUUCUAAUAAUUGCAACAUCAACAUGGAAUCGUACUCUAACUUUCCUCAUUCCUACGAUGGACCGAACUCUAUGUUUGGUCAUUUGUUUGGAGAUUAUAAUUUUUCCAUCAUCGAUUACGAAGUUUUUACACCUGCUCCGACCUCAGCUCCUGCUGCGAACAAAAUCAAACACGAUCGUUACUGA